Messenger RNA from Cyprinus carpio (common carp), 1297 nucleotides. Its product is annotated as CD40 ligand-like. NCBI's taxonomy places the organism in Eukaryota, Metazoa, Chordata, Actinopteri, Cypriniformes, Cyprinidae. Gene Ontology annotation, molecular function: tumor necrosis factor receptor binding. Gene Ontology annotation, cellular component: membrane. The record is from RefSeq and is a predicted model, not a curated record. Gene Ontology annotation, biological process: immune response.
CAUCUAAAAAAGGUGACAUCUUUCAGGAAGUUGCAUUCGAAUGAGCUUGCUUGCAUUGAGAGCAGCUCUUCAGAACUGCAUGGGUGCCACUGGAGUACACGUCUCUUCUCUAAUCGACUCGUGCUCUGUUCAUCAUGAUAAACACCUUUCACACUAGCUACAAUCCUCCACCUCCACCGGUGCCUCCACGGGCAGGAUACAGCAGACCCCGGCCAGCGGGCAACACAUCUUUAGUCAAGUUUUUGUCAGUGAUGCUACUGCUGUUAAUGAUACUGACCUUCGGAGGCUUCCUCUACCUGUUCCAGAAACUCAACAUGCUCCAGGACAGUUAUCAUGAAGACAUCAGCCUACAGAGACUACAGGAAUGUGCGGACAGCAGUAUGGGAGAAGAAUCAAUUACAGAAUGUGGCAAACUGAUGGAAAAAUAUAAAGCUGUCAUAGCAAAGGUUUCACAAGCAAAUGAAAAAUUGUCUAAGUUAACUGGAGGGCAACACUUUAUUGGACCAGCUGCACACAUGACUGUUCAGACUGAGCAUAAAGAUAAGACAGAUAAGACUUCUGACUUCUUGAAGAAAAGUCUUCUUUGGGAUGAAGAGCACUCACUGCUACAGGAUGUACGGCUCAGCAAAGAACGGGACAAGUUGACCAUUCAGUAUCCCGGAAUCUACUUCAUCUAUUCCCAGGUCACCUUCUCCAAAAAUUCUCCUGUAUCUUCAUUAAAGCAAUCCAUAAGGAUCACAGUACCCAAGAAAGAGCAAGACAAGGAGCUACUCAAGUCUUUUUGCAGUUUGAAACCAAACACAUCAAAUUUGUGUACAGCUUCUGUGGCAGGGGUGUUCCAUCUAGAAAAAGACCAACAGAUCUUUGUUACAGUAACAGACACAUCCUUGGUGAACCGGGACUCCUGCAGCUUUGGAUUAUUCAAAUUGCGGUAAAGAACACUCUUGAACUGAUUGAACUGAAGCGAUCAAGGGGGAGAUGGAUGAUACAAUCGAAUGGAUCAAAUGGAUAAUUAUACAGUCAUGUUAUACAUCUCAAGGGAAAGAAAUUGCAUGUCUUCUCCUUGACACCAAACCACGAGCCAAGUUCAGGACACACAACAAAAUCAUAUAUUUUGUUUAUUACAAAUACAACCCAAUUAGAACAUCAUGAAUGUUCACAAACCACUAGUGUUUGUCUAAAAUUAUUUAUAUAAUUGUCCUUAAAUUUAUAUAUCUUUAGUUUUCCCUUUUUUAUGGUUUGCUCUUCUUUUUUAACAAUAAUAAUAAAUAUAUUUAUUUUAGAUUACGCUUGACAA